UCCGCUGCUACUACGUAAGUAUAUUAUUUAUUAUGUUGAUUUUCAGAACCUGGUUAUUACGAAGUCGAUGAGUACGGUGUGCGACACGAAGAUCUUGUGGAAGUCAUCGAGAUGAGCAAAGAUGCUGAUCAUAUUAUGGCUGACGGUAUUGUAGGCGACUUCGGUGGCGUGGGAGCGUUGGGUUUCCACUCGAUAACUUUAGUGCCUCAUCAGGUUGCCUGUCUCAACAUCACCUUGCUGAGUGACUUUGAGAUUAAAUACAUAAACGAUUACCACGCGCGAGUUUUAGCUACAAUUGGCCCAGUUCUUCAGAGGAGGGGUUUAACCGAAGACUACAAUUGGUUGAAGCGAGAAUGUGAACCAAUAAAACGCAGCGGCAGUAUAAUAGUUACAGCUACGCCGAUUGUGAUUAUCCUGAGUUUUGUUGUAAAGUUUUUGUAA
This is a messenger RNA of Hyposmocoma kahamanoa, 441 nucleotides long. Its product is annotated as xaa-Pro aminopeptidase ApepP-like. Lineage: Eukaryota; Metazoa; Arthropoda; Insecta; Lepidoptera; Cosmopterigidae. The transcript has 3 exons. Bases 112 to 441 code for a protein of 109 amino acids. The record is from RefSeq and is a predicted model, not a curated record.